Cornus florida is the source of this 2625-nucleotide messenger RNA. RefSeq names its product pentatricopeptide repeat-containing protein At2g29760, chloroplastic-like. Lineage: Eukaryota; Viridiplantae; Streptophyta; Magnoliopsida; Cornales; Cornaceae. The transcript has a single exon. The record is from RefSeq and is a predicted model, not a curated record. Gene Ontology annotation, biological process: RNA modification. Gene Ontology annotation, molecular function: zinc ion binding; protein binding; RNA binding. The coding region runs from base 175 to 2229 and encodes 684 amino acids.
AUAACAAAAUUCAAAUACUAAUAAGACCCUGUUUGGCGUGGCUUCCAAGCCUUGAAAGUCAUUCCACGUACAUGUAUUGCAGUAUUGGUGCUUGGUAGUUGAAGAUGACUUUGUCAGACCGUUAUUCAGAGCUCUUCAUUUGUUGCGCUCACUGUUAGGCCUUGAUCGUUUGAAAUGCUCAAACUCACGUCUCUCCAUUCCCUUCAACCAGACCUUCCUCACAACCUCCAUUUCUCACUCCUCCAAAACUCCAAAACCCCACAAGAAGUUACUCAACUUCACGCUCUCACGAUUAAAACAGCCACCUUCCAUCACCAAUCAAUUUCUUCUCGACUCAUAGCUCUAUAUGCAGACCCCAAAAUCAACAACCUCCACUACGCUCGAUCUGUUUUCGACCAAAUUCAAGAACCCGCUUUGUUUUCUUGGAACACGAUCAUCAAAUGCUACGUUGAAAACCAUCGUUCACAUGACGCCCUUCUUCUGUUACACCAAUUGCUUUCUGGUUCGGUUUGUGUGCCGGACGAUUUCACUUUACCUUGCGUGAUUAAGGGUUGUGCGCGAUUACAUGCUGUCGAGGAGGGUAAACAGAUUCAUGGGCUAGUUUUGAAAAUUGGGUUUGGUUUGGAUAUGUAUGUUCAGAGCAGUUUGGUUAACAUGUACUCAAAGUGUAGUGACAUUGAUUCUGCUCGUAAGGUGUUUGACAGAAUGGAGAACAGGGAUGUAGUUGUCUGGAAUUCUUUGGUGGAUGGGUAUGCUCGAUGCAAGGGAAUCGAAAUGGCAUUGGAGUUGUUUGAUAAAAUGCCCCAACGGGAUGCUUUUUCAUGGACUGUUUUGGUCGAUGGUUUUUCUAAAUGUGGGAGGGUUAAGGAUGCAAGGAAGGUAUUUGACAGGAUGCCAAGUAAGAACUUGGCAUCGUGGAAUGCCAUGAUUAAUGGGUAUAUGAAAUUUGGGGAUUUUAAGUCAGCACGCCAAUUGUUUGAUUCCAUGGAAGCAAGAGAUAUAAUCACCUGGAAUUCAAUGAUAUCAGGGUAUGAAUUAAAUGGUCUUUUUAUGGAUGCUAUGGAGCUGUUUCAGACAAUGUUGAAUUUGGGUCUUAUGCCUACUUAUGCUACCUUGGCUAGUGCUCUUUCCACAGUUUCAGGGUUAACUCUUCUUAGCAAAGGAAGGUGGAUACAUUCUUACAUGGUGAAAAAUGGAAUUGAAGUAGAAGGCUUGCUUGCUACAUUGCUGAUCGAAAUGUAUUCCAAGUGUGGGAGCAUUGAGUGUGCUUUAACAGUUUUUCGUGCAAUACCCAGUAAGAAGUUGGGGCAUUGGACUGCUAUAAUUAUAGGACUAGGAAUGCAUGGUAUGGCCUGUGACGCUCUUGAAUUAUUUGCUGAAAUGCACAGAGUUGGAGUUACACCAAAUGCUAUAACCUUUAUCGGAGUGUUAAAUGCUUGUAAUCAUGCAGGAUUGGUUGAUGAUGGUAGGAGGUACUUUGAUAUGAUGACAAAUGAAUAUGGAAUAGAACCCACCAUUGAACACUACGGUUGCUUGGUGGAUAUUCUAUGCCGAGCUGGACAUCUUGAAGAGGCAAAGAAUUUAAUGCAAAAUAUGCCUAUGAAACCGAACAAAGUCAUUUGGGUGAGCUUGCUUAGUGGUUCUAGGAACCAUAAAAACACAGAUAUUGGUGAAUAUGCAGCUCGACAUUUACUUGAAGUGGCUCCAGAAAGUAUUCAAUGUUAUAUUCUUCUGUCCAACAUGUAUGCUGCAGCUGGUCAGUGGGACAAGGUUUCACAGGUAAGAGAAAUGAUGAAGAAGAGAGGAGUCCAAAAAGAACCAGGAUGCAGUUCAAUAGAGCAUAAAGGCCUGCUUCAUGAGUUUAUUGUGGGCGAUAAAUCCCAUCCCCAAGCUAAAUAUAUAUAUUCUAAGCUGCGGGAGAUGAGGGAAAAAUUGAAAUGUAUGGGCCAUGUACCGGACACAACACAAGUUCUGUUGUGUAUCGAAGGGGAGAAAGAGAAGGAAGCUGAAUUGGAAAAUCACAGUGAAAGGUUGGCUAUUGCUUUCGGUCUCAUUAAUGUGGAACCGGGGAACCCGAUUCGCAUUGUGAAGAAUCUUCGUGUUUGUAAUGAUUGCCACACAGUUACAAAACUUCUCUCUGAAAUCUAUGACCGUGAAAUUAUUGUGAGAGACAAUAGCCGCUUUCAUCAGUUCAAAAAUGGGUCAUGUUCUUGCAUGGAUUAUUGGUGAUUGCCUGGCUUGUUGGUUGAUAUAAAUGUCCGACUUAAGAGCACGAAUUAGACUUCUCCUAAGCAUUGCCAAUAGACCACAGAAACGGCUUCUUUGCUGGGUUUGAAAUAGCCUUCAGUCUUGUGUAUAGAAGUAAUCACAACGUAUAAGCUUGUUUGGGGCUUUGCAAAAUAUUCUCUGGUACAACAUAACUCCUUGAUUAAAAUUGUUUCUGUUUGAAGUUCUGCCAUAAAACAUAUGGUUAAUGGCUGACCCUUUUAACUUUCGGCCUUCCAUAUGCUUUAGGCGGUCAUUGUUCACUUGUUUUACACUAUAUAUGUAGAAAGAUGAGAGAACUUGUAACCUUCCAACUAUUCAGGUUGGAGCUAAUUUUGUAAACUUGAAUAUUUUCUUCUC